Xiphias gladius (swordfish) is the source of this 6249-nucleotide messenger RNA. It is a transcript of the gene pks1, whose product is annotated as polyketide synthase 1. Lineage: Eukaryota; Metazoa; Chordata; Actinopteri; Istiophoriformes; Xiphiidae. Bases 1 to 6249 code for a protein of 2082 amino acids. Gene Ontology annotation, biological process: fatty acid biosynthetic process. The record is from RefSeq and is a predicted model, not a curated record. Gene Ontology annotation, molecular function: fatty acid synthase activity; 3-oxoacyl-[acyl-carrier-protein] synthase activity. The transcript is spliced from 6 exons.
AUGGAAGACCCAGAGGAUGACAUAGCUGUCAUUGGGAUUGGAUGCAAUUUCCCUGGAGGCGAGGGGUUGGACAAUUUCUGGAGGGUUCUAUUGGAAGGACAGAACUGUGUAGUAGACAUUCCAGCAGAAAGGUUUGACACCACAUUUUGGUAUGAUGCUGAUGAUAGCAAACCCGGAAAGACACAAACAACCAAAGCAGCUCUUAUAGAAGGGUUUAAUGAGUUUGAUCACAAGUUUUUUGGGAUCACUGAAACAGAGGCUGAUUUCAUGGACCCUCAGCAGAAACUCCUCCUUCAGUGUACAUACAGGGCAUUAGAAGACGCGGGAAUGGCUAUGGAAAGCAUCAGUGGAAGCAGAACUGGAGUUUACAUAGGCCUUAUGAACAGAGAUUAUGAGAUGCUCCGAAGUAACAGUCCCACUACAGUAACCCACUACAAUUGCACUGGCACAGCCAUGAGUGUGGCUGCCAAUAGAAUCUCCUUCACUUUUAAUCUCACUGGCCCUUCUUUUGCCAUUGACAGUGCAUGUUCCUCAUCUUUGGUGGCUCUACAUUUAGCCUGCCAGGCCAUAAAGCAAGGAGACUGUGAGAUGGCUUUGUGUGGAGGUGUCAACUCUAUCAUAGAGCCAAGAGUGUUUGUAGCUCUCAGCAAGGCGAAGAUGAUCUCACCCGAGGGAACAAGCAAACCUUUCUCCAGCAGAACAGAUGGCUACGGUAGAGGGGAGGGCUGCGGGGUUGUUCUCCUGAAGCCUCUGAAAAAUGCUGUAAAAGACUGCAACAAAAUAUGGGGUAUCAUCAGCAAAACAGCGGUUAACCAAGAUGGACACUCAGUCACUCCAAUCACCAAACCCUCUAUGACACAACAAGAGGAGCUGCUGCGAAGACUCUACUCAGAGUCUGACAUCGCAAACGUUCAGUACAUAGAGGCACAUGGGACUGGAACCCCGGUUGGAGACCCAACAGAGGCGGGAAGCAUCUCAAACGUCAUUGCUAAAGCCAGACGUCGUGGUUCAGAGACACUGCGGAUUGGCUCUGUGAAGGGUAACAUUGGACAUACAGAAUCUGCAGCUGGAGUGGCCGGACUCAUUAAGGUUCUCUUAAUGAUGAAGCAUGAGACCAUUGUGCCCUCCGUUUUCUACUCUGAAGACAGUGCAAGUGUAGACGUAAAAGCUCUUAAUCUAAGUAUUCCGUCUAAAACUGAAAGAUGGGAGACAAAUAGGUCAUUACAGAGGGUAGCUGGGAUUAACAGCUUUGGGUUUGGAGGCACAAAUGCACAUGCGAUUUUAAGAGAGUAUAGAAAGUGCCCUGUUCCCACACAGAUUCCAAAAGGCUUUCCAAAACCCUUUGUAGUAUCUGCAGCCUCUGAGAAAUCAUUGAUCCUAUCCAUCACUGACACCAAUCAAAAGCUUUGCAGGGCUCAAACAGUUGACUUACAGGCAUUGUCAUACACCUCAGCAUGUGGAAGGAGUCAUCGCAGACACAAAUAUAAGAAGGCCUUCCUGUCAACUUCCCUCUCAGAUUUACAGCACCAGCUGGCAUCUGCACUGAAAAUAAAGGUUGAGUCAGCAAAGUCAGACAUCCAGGUGGUGUUUGUGUUUUGUGGGAAUGGAGUUGCCUACAAGGGUAUGUGCAAUCAGCUCCUGAGAGAGGUUCCUGUUUUCAGAGAUAAGGUCAGAGAGGUUGAGAAUCUCUUCCAGAGUCAUAAAAGCACCAUUAUCAGUCAAUGGCUUGCUGGUGACUAUGAUAAUGAUGAUUUCAGCAAACCAAAUAUUGUCCAGCCUCUUCUUUUUGCAAUUCAGGUUGGCAUCGCCACUCUCCUAAAGCACUGGGGUGUCAAGCCUGAUGCAGUGCUUGGACACUCUGUAGGCGAGGUUGCUGCAGCUCACUGUUCUGGCCUCCUCUCUCUUGAAAAUGCUGUUAAAGUGUUGUACCACCGCAGUACUCUUCAGAGCAAGGUCACAGGUGGGAAAAUGCUUGUGGUCAGUAAUGUGGCUGUAGGAAAGGUAUUAGAAAUCCUUAAAGUCUUCUCUGGCAAAAUUUGUGUUGCAGCUUUCAACAGCCCUCUGUCCUGCACACUGUCAGGGGAUUCAGAUGCUAUAGACAUCCUGCAUGAAAGACUUAAGAUUCUGUUUAGAGAUAAAAACCUCUUCCUCCAUAUCUUGGAUGUUCCAGCGGCAUAUCAUAGCCAUAUGAUGGAUCCUAUAUUAGAUGACAUUGAGAGGAACAUAGAUUCUUUAGAUGCUAACAACAUGGAAUGCAAACUUUUUUCAACAGUGACUGCAGACAGGUAUUCAGAUGGUGACUUCAGCACCGGCAGGUACUGGGCAAAGAACAUCCGAGAACCUGUUCUAUUCGAAAAAACACUGCAUGCUGCCACCAAAGAUAAGCAGUCUAGCAGAAAUGUGGUCUUUGUGGAGAUUGGACCUCGUAGGGCUCUUCAAAGGAACAUACAUGAGACUCUGGGAAAUGACGCCAUAGUUCUUUCCUCAGUCCAGCCAGAGAAAGAUUGUGACACAAUCUUGUCUACUUUGGCAAAAGUAUUUGAAUUGGGCAUAAAUGUGGACUGGCGUCAACUCUACAGGGGUUAUGAGACAUUGCCCACAGCUCUUCCAAUCUAUCAGUUCGACCACUCAAAGAAAGAACUGAAUUUUGAAGAUGUAAGAAGAGGUAAUAAAUUAUCUGCUUUUUCUCCCCAAACACUCAUAUCCCAAACAAAGGUAGAUAAAGAGUACAUGUGCAACCUCUCAUUAGAGACUGCACCAUAUCUUUGGGAGCAUAAAAACAAUGGUGUUUCCAUUGUGCCAGGUGCAUUUUAUGUUGAACUAGCUUAUGCCUCGGUGAUAGCAAGCCUAAAACCAAAGAAACCUGCUUCUCUGCUCCAGCUCAGUGUUAGAUUUGAGAGUCUGUUUACACUCAGCUCAAACUGUCAUCAGUUGAAAGUAACAGUUAAGCAUGCAGAUACUGAGGCCUCUUUUAAAAUACAGUCUUCUGGCGCAACACAUGCCUCUGGCACAUACAAGAGUACAGAUGGCCAACCACUGUUAGAGGAACCAACCAUUUCUCUUAACAUGAUCCGUCAAAGGUGCAAAUUCAUUUUGAAGAGAAAAGAGAUUUAUUCAAUUCUUUCUCAAGCAGGAUUUGAAUAUGGCUCUGUCUUCAAACAGCUCGAUGAUGUGCAUUUUGGGGAUGAAUUCAAGGAAGCUGUGACAAAAAUUCAAGUCCCCGGAGAACUUCUAAAACACCUUCAUGACUAUUUCAUCCACCCUGUGUUAUUAGACUAUUUCCUUCAAAUGACUGCAGUGGUAGCUGUUGGACGGCUAACAGCCAAGCAGGGAUUCCCCUCAGCUAUAGGUUGUGUCGCCAUUUCAGGACCAUUACAAGACAAAAUGGUCAUGUAUUUACGAGCAACUCAAGAGACCCCAGACUUCCUUGAAGUGUGUGGUUGCUUUUCUACCACAGAGGGGAAAGUACUAGUGGAACUUAAGAGGGUGAGGAUCUCAUUUUUGGGCAAUUGCUCAAAUGUUCUUCAGUCACUGUUCUUUCACAAUGAAAUAAUUACAAUUUGUGACAAGAGAGACUUGCAAAAUUGUAAAAUAAAAGCAAUAGUUUUUGAAGACAAACUCUGCAUUACUAAAAGACUUAGGCCAUACUUAGACCCAGAGUCAGUUGUUGUGGAGAGCAGAGACUAUUGGAUGUCCGACCAACUUCAAGACUUAGUGUUUCACUCACUUAACACAAAUAUGGAUGUGGAAAAUGUUCUCUUCAUUUGGGGUGUAGAGAAUCUCAAUCAGUUGUCAUCUGAACAGACACUGAAGAAGUUAGUUACUUGCUGUGAGGUAUAUCGCCAGAUUGUAUUAGCUUUGAAAGAGAGAAGACCGUCUUGCACUGUCCGUGUCAUAACCUAUAGAUCGACAGAAAAAACUGUGGAUCAUGUCAGUCCGGGUUUUGUGCUGUCUGGUAUGACAAGGGCUUGUUCGGCAGAGAUAGCAGGUCUCUCUUUUCAGCUGAUUGACCUUGCUUCUGUGACCAGUGAUGACAUUCAAAUGCUGAUUCAUGUAAUUAAAACCUGCAAACAACAAGAAGUCAUGAUCGGCAAAGGGAAAGCAUCAGCAACAAGAAUAGCAAAGACCCCGCUGAAGGACAAGGCUAUAUGUGAGGGUGAUAUGCAGUCAGUGUAUCCGAGCAACUUUGUUCUCCAGACAACCGAUUCAUACAGAAUGGCUCACAUGUCUGCCAUCCCCUGCAACACAAAUGCAAAUCCUAUCCAAGAGAAGUCAGUUGAGAUUCAGCUAACCAAUAUAUGCGUGCACUCAUCUGAUUACUUUCCUGUCACCACUUCACAUUUAAACUUCAGCAAGACAAUGUAUUGGAACCAGCACACAUCCCAGAAUCACAAGCUUCUGGUUUUAGAUUUUAGCGGCAUUGUCACAUCUGUUGGGAAAGAUGUUCAUAAUCUGAGAGUGGGAGAUCAUAUUGCUUCAUGUUAUCCAGCUCCUGCCAUGGCGAAGAUUAGAAUUCCUGAAGCUGUGUGCUACAGUACAAAAAACUUCUCAUUUCUGAGAGAGACUCCAUGUGUGUCUUACUUCAUACUGGCAUGGGAGAUCCUGCAGAGAAUGCUGCCUAUAGUAAAACAACAGCACAGAAAGCUGGCCAUUGUCUCCUCUAACUCAGCUUCUGCUCUGAUGAAAAUUUUAGCUCUGACAGCAAACAGGUCAGGCUGGAGUGUUUCCUCCCAGCUGCAUUUGGGAGGAGCACCUCUACAUCUUGAUCAGAGUCGUGUAUUUGUUUUUCUGCCCCCAUUUGAUCACUCUUGGCAGGAAAUACAACACAAUGGUGGCCUUGAGAGACAUAUUGUUUUUGUAUGUAGCAGUCACAUGUCAACUUCACACUCAGCAAGCAUGUUUGCAACGAAGAGUGAACACGUGCACAUACAUAAACUUGAUGUAGCUAAUGUUCUCCAGAGAGCCAAUCUGCAAGUACAGAACAGGAAUAUCUCUAAUUGGCUAAUGUCAUUAGGCUUUGAUUCAGGAUCUCUACCUUUGAAAGGAGAGACAUUUCAAUUAUCAAGCGUAAAAGAGCCUCAGACCAACGCAGAUUCUGAGUCCUAUUUCACCACAAAAACAGUGCGGCAGGUGGUUUUAGAUCAUGGAGAAUCUCAUUGUCCAGUGUCUGAUAUCCCUUUGCUCACCAGGCCAGGACAACUUUUCAAACAAAGCUGUGUUUAUAUUGUAACAGGGGGCCUUUCUGGUUUGGGACUUGAGACGGUGAAGUUCAUCGCCCAUAAUGGUGGAGGUUGCAUUGCAACACUGUCCAGAAGUAUUCUGACAGAUGAAAUGCAGUUUGAAAUGGGACUCCUCCAAAAAAGAUAUGGGGUUAGUAUCAUAAAUGUCCAAUGUGAUGUUUCUGUGUCAAUGCAGGUAGUGGAUGCAAUCUCAAAGAUUGAACAAAGAUUCUCUUCUUGUCCAGUCAAAGGAGUGUUUCACAGUGCUGCAGUAUUACAUGACGCACUGAUUGAAACACUUGAUGAGUCGCUCUUCCGAAAGGUGCUGCAGCCCAAAGUGAGUGGGGCUCUAAAUCUUCACUAUGCAACACUUCACAACAAACUUGAUUACUUUGUGUGCUACUCUUCCAUCUCUUCAUUCAUUGGCAAUGCCUCACAGUGUAACUACGCAGCAGCCAAUUCAUUCCUUGACAUAUUUUGUCAUUAUCGGAGAAACCUUGGGCUUGCUGGACAGUCCAUCAACUGGGGUCCUUUGAACCUUGGUCUCUUGUUGAACAAAGACCAUUUCCAAAAGUUCUUAGAGGCAAAAGGGAUGAUGAUAAUGAAUGUGUGUGAGGUUCACGAGGCGCUUGAAAUGUGUCUUCUGAUGAACAGACCACAACAAGUCAUAUGCAAGUUCAACUUCAAAAAUCUUAACAUUCAUGUUUUUUCACAAAAUGCAUCUCUCAGAGAACGACUGUCAGCUUUAGUGGCAAUGGAGCUCAAAGAUAAUAUAAGGAAUGAACUCAAAGUUCAGUAUUUGCCUUCCACACAUGAAAGUGUGAGAGUAAUUGUCAGUGACAUAAUCAAUGUUAGUGCAGAUGAGCUGGAUGACGACUCUGCUCUGGGUGCACUGGGUAUUGACUCGAUGUUGGCCAUGACUCUUCAGAAUAAGAUUUUCCAGGAGACAGGCGUGAAUGUAUCUUUGGUUACAAUACUAGACCCUAACAGUACACUGGCCACUUUGACAAGUAUAGUAAUGAAUAAUUAA